This is a messenger RNA of Bemisia tabaci, 634 nucleotides long. RefSeq lists its product as uncharacterized. The record is from RefSeq and is a predicted model, not a curated record. NCBI's taxonomy places the organism in Eukaryota, Metazoa, Arthropoda, Insecta, Hemiptera, Aleyrodidae.
ACAUGCAUCGUACGUGAUAGGGACUCAACUGCGAUAUAAUGAUAGUGUAAUAUCGUUCCUCCUCAGUUAGAGCGUCUUUUCAAUUUAGCAGCGUUAUGACUUUAAUCGGAAACCUGCUUGUUGCUUGCCUUUUAGUCUUAGGCGCAGUUUUCUGCGACAGUGGAGCUACAGCGCCGCCGGAGCAUGAGACGGCUUGCACCAAACAUUGCCACGAGGAAGAUGGUUAUAUCAAGGAUGAUUCAGGCGAACGUCAGUGGAUCUCAGCUCCAGACGUUGCGCACCAGGAUACGAAAUCAACAUGCCACUGCAAGCCCAGUCCAAAGCUACUGAAGGUUUUAACAAAAAUGAAGAAUAUUGCUCGAUUUGUAACGCCGUUGAAUAAACAGACCGUGCGGGCAAUCCGGGAUGCUUUGCGCCAAAACGGUAUCAAAAUUGAAGGCUCAAAGGCAACCAAACAUGGAGGGUUAGAGACUCUGGAGCAACCAUCAUCUAAACAUGGCCGAAAGCGGGAGCAUGUGUCCAAGUUUAUUCUAGGCGAUGAACCACAUAAACUUGACCUGAACAAACAGCCAUGAGUGAAGAAGUACGUGCCACUAUCUCGACUUAGAGAUAUAGCGAAGGAAGAAAAUUGCAA